AUGAGUGGAGGGGGAGGGCCCUGCAGUGCACUCUGGGAAGGUCUCAGAGUUCUCUUUGUUUGCGGCUCUAGAUCUGUGUUUGGUUUCUCCAGGGUUCUCCGAGGCUCUCCGAUUUCCGGCCUCCAGCCGAGGUGCCCCUACUGCCUCCCUGGGUUUUCAGUUGGCGCAGGGGUCCUGCGGACGCCGCCAGCAUGUCUGGGGUGCGAGCUGUGCGGAUCAGCAUCGAGUCGGCCUGCGAGAAGCAGGUCCAGGAGGUGGGCCUGGAUGGCACUGAGACGUACCUGCAGCCACUGUCCAUGUCGCAGAACCUGGCGCGUCUGGCACAGCGAAUUGACUUCAGCCAAGGUUCGGGCUCCGAGGAGGAGGAGGCGGCGGGGGCCGACGGCGAUGCGCAGGACUGGGCGGGCGCCGGGUCUAGCGCGGACCAGGACGACGAGGAAGGGUUGGUGAAAUUUCAGCCUUCCCUUUGGCCUUGGGAUUCAGUGAGGAACAAUUUGAGAAGUGCCCUGACAGAGAUGUGUGUUCUCUAUGAUGUUCUCAGUAUUGUUAGGGAGAAAAAAUUUAUGACUCUUGAUCCUGUUUCUCAGGAUGCACUUCCUCCAAAACAGAAUCCUCAGACGUUGCAGUUGAUAUCUAAAAAGAAGUCACUUGCUGGAGCAGCACAAAUCCUACUGAAGGGGGCAGAAAGACUGACUAAAUCAGUCACUGAAAACCAAGAAAAUAAGCUUCAAAGAGACUUCAACUCUGAGCUUUUGAGGUUGAGGCAACACUGGAAACUUAGAAAAGUUGGAGACAAAAUUCUUGGCGAUCUGAGCUACAGAAGUGCAGGAUCUCUGUUUCCCCAUCAUGGUACCUUUGAAGUAAUAAAGAAUACAGAUAUUGAUCUGGAUAAGAAGAUACCCGAAGAUUAUUGUCCCCUUGAUGUCCAGAUUCCUAGUGAUUUAGAGGGGUCUGCAUAUAUCAAGGUUUCGAUUCAAAAACAGGCUCCAGACAUAGGUGAUCUCGGCACAGUUAACCUCUUCAAACGACCUUUGCCUAAAUCCAAACCAGGUUCCCCACAUUGGCAGACAAAACUGGAAGCAGCACAAAAUGUUCUCUUAUGUAAAGAAAUUUUUGCACAGCUCUCUCGGGAAGCUGUUCAAAUUAAAUCACAGAUCCCUCACAUUGUGGUGAAAAAUCAGAUUAUCUCUCAGCCCUUUCCAAGCUUGCAGUUAUCUAUUUCUUUGUGCCAUUCCUCAAAUGAUAAGAAAUCCCAAAAAUCUUCUACUGAGAAGCAAAGUCCAGAGGACCAUCUUUAUGUCCUAGAGCAUAACUUGCAUCUCCUGAUUAGAGAGUUUCAUAAACAGACCUUGAGCUCCAUCAUGAUGCCUCAUCCAGCAAGUGCACCUUUUGGCCACAAGAGAAUGAGACUUUCGGGUCCUCAAGCUUUUGAUAAAAAUGAAAUUAAUUCAAUACAGUCAAGUGAAGGGCUUCUGGAAAAAAUAAUUAAACAAGCAAAGCACAUAUUUCUGAGGAGUAGGACUGCAGCAACUAUUGACAGCUUAGCAAGUCGCAUUGAGGAUCCUCAGAUACAGGCUCACUGGUCAAAUAUUAAUGAUGUGUAUGAAUCUAGUGUGAAAGUCUUAAUCACAUCACAAGGCUAUGAACAAAUAUGCAAGUCCAUUCAGCUGCAGUUGAAUAUUGGAGUUGAGCAGAUCCGAGUUGUCCACAGAGAUGGAAGGGUCAUUACACUGUCUCACCAGGAGCAGGAGCUGCAGGAUUUCCUUCUGUCUCAGAUGUCACAGCAUCAGGUGCACGCAGUUCAGCAGCUAGCCAAGGUCAUGGGCUGGCAGGUCCUGAGCUUCAGUAAUCACGUGGGACUUGGGCCCAUAGAAAGCAUUGGCAAUGCCUCUGCCAUCACAGUGGCCUCUCCGAGCGGUGACUAUGCUAUUUCAGUUCGUAAUGGCCCGGAAAGUGGCAGCAAGGUUAUGGUUCAGUUUCCCCGUAACCAGUGUAAAGACCUUCCAAAAAGUGACGUUUUACAAGAUAGCAAAUGGAAUCAUCUUCGUGGGCCAUUCAGAGAAGUUCAGUGGAAUAAAAUGGAAGGCCGAAACUUUGUUUAUAAAAUGGAACUGCUUAUGUCUGCACUUAGCCCUUGUCUGCUGUGAUUCUUUUUUCCAGACCAUUUUCCAGAUUUUUUUUUUUUCCAUGAGAAGUUUCCAGAAACUUUUGACUUGAGAAACUUCUGCCCUUCAUCCCUAAGCGCAAGGAAGAGGAAUCUUCCAAAGGAGUAUUGUUUUUUAAGUGUAAUAAUUAGCACAUGUUUACCUAGCAUUUUGAAACCUUUCACUUUAUAAGUGAGAAGUGCUCUGAAAUGCAAAAAUUUAUGUACAGGUAUGGGGUAUAUAAUUAGGGAGCGAUGUAAAGUACUGUUUUUUAUGCAGUUAACUUGAAAUGUUACUAACUUAUGGAUUUGAGUUUGCUUUUGAAAAUAUUCCUUUGAUGUUGACAUUAAAUAAAGCAUAUGGUUAAAAAUCUGAGAUCCUCUAGAA
This is a messenger RNA of Sus scrofa (pig), 2531 nucleotides long. RefSeq names its product mediator complex subunit 17 (gene MED17). NCBI's taxonomy places the organism in Eukaryota, Metazoa, Chordata, Mammalia, Artiodactyla, Suidae. The record is from RefSeq and is a predicted model, not a curated record. Gene Ontology annotation, cellular component: mediator complex; core mediator complex. Gene Ontology annotation, molecular function: transcription coregulator activity. Gene Ontology annotation, biological process: regulation of transcription by RNA polymerase II.